This is a messenger RNA of Aegilops tauschii subsp. strangulata, 513 nucleotides long. RefSeq lists its product as uncharacterized. Lineage: Eukaryota; Viridiplantae; Streptophyta; Magnoliopsida; Poales; Poaceae. The record is from RefSeq and is a predicted model, not a curated record.
AUGAUGGAUGACGCUGAGUGGACCGCGAUCGACACCACCAUCAUCCGGUGGUUCUUCACCACCAUCUCCAAGGACCUGUUCCACACGGUCGUGAGCGCCGGCGACGACGCCCGCACCUUGUGGGUCAAGCUGAACGACCUCUUCACCGACAAGAAGCUUCAGCGCCGCGUUUUUUUGCAGCAGGAAUUUUUUGACUGUCACCAGGAUGAACAAUCCAUUGAUGACUACUGCCGCCGCCUGAAGACGUUGGCGGAUGAGCUCCGCGACAUUGGCGCCAAGGUUGAUGACGACCUCCUCCUCAGCACGCUCACCGUCGGCCUCAACGAGGACUUCGGCAACGCCGCCUCCAACCUCACCUUGAUGCCGGAGCCCUCCUUCCCCAAGUUUGUGGUGUACUUGCGGUUGGAGGAGCGCCGGAUGAAGGAGGUCAAGAAGCGCGUGCAGUAUCACGCCAUCGCCGCCGGCACCUCCCGUGGCGCCCCACCACUGGUCGCCCCACCAGCGCCGCGCUAG